AUGUCCUUUGGCCUCGUUCCAACCGGCCACCCUUUAAUCACCUCCCCCGCCUCAGCCCCAUCACCGACAUCCUUUCUGUACGCCCUCCCCAUCACAAAACCUUUCAGCCACAUCACCGUCUUCCUCCUUCCCAACGUGACUCUACCCCCCCAGACCGCGGCGGCCAUCUACCUAGCCACCGCUGAGGGUGUGGCCUCCGGGAACCCGAAUUUCCGUUUCCUGGGCGGCAUAGGUCCGGGGAAGGAGAGUGCAAUGUUCAAGAUUGGCAGCGGCAGCGGCGACAACUCCGGCGGUGGUGGUUUGGUCAUCGGUAUCGAGGUCGAGCCGGAGGCUCAGGUUGCCCAGCAGCUUCAGCAGCUUGCUGCUACCAAACCCCUGACGGGGACGCCCUCCUCGAAUCCUGGUGGUGCCGAUACCCCUCCCACCGGCAUCCUUGCCCAGCGCAUCAUCCAAAAUGCCUUCAACUUCCUCGCUAGCUUCAGCGGUACUGCUGGUCCCGGUGGCAUAGAGGUCGUUCCGCUCAAGGCCUUCGAGGACUGGUGGAGGAAGUUCGAGUCGAAAGUCCGCAAUGAUCCUAGCUUUCUGGAGAAGCAGAGUGACUGA
Messenger RNA from Geosmithia morbida, 603 nucleotides. RefSeq names its product Protein of unknown function (DUF775). The record is from RefSeq and is a predicted model, not a curated record. The transcript has a single exon. Bases 1 to 603 code for a protein of 200 amino acids. Gene Ontology annotation, cellular component: nucleus; cytosol. Gene Ontology annotation, molecular function: nuclear import signal receptor activity. NCBI's taxonomy places the organism in Eukaryota, Fungi, Ascomycota, Sordariomycetes, Hypocreales, Bionectriaceae. Gene Ontology annotation, biological process: protein import into nucleus.